AUGACCCCCGAUGUAGACCGCGUUCGCAACGUCUUUGAGUAUCCGUCUACCACUCGCCUUGGCCAAUUUUCCACUGCUGCUAUCGGCGCAACGCCUCCUGGCUCUCCUCUUCCCUCUUUACUGACCAACGCCCGGCGCCGCGAUCCGAUUCCGACCUCAGCAGGCAGUCAGCUAGGCUACUGUACCCGCGAACCCAACGACACUAUCUACCGCCGCGGAUCCGCUGGCGUCGACCCCCGGGGCGCAUUCGCUCGACCCCUUCCCGCUCGACUUUCCGCUCGACUUCCCGCACACCCUACACCACAGGCUAAUCGCAGCUAUUCGCAUUCCGACCCCAGCAAUGCGCCCCGUCAAUCUAAAGACAAAGACUUCGGCAUGAUGCAGGACUCUGACGACGAACUCGCAAAGUCCGUGUCCGGCUCCUUCGGCUCCUUUGAAGAUGUCAAGCCGUCGCGAUUUGAUGAGCGCAAGUAUCGCCGUUUGCAGACUGUGCAGGAAGAAGCCUCUGAACAUGGAGAAGAGGAGAAAGAGACUGCCGAGCUGGACAAAAACAAGGAUAUGGAUAAAGAUAGGGACCGCACUUGA
Messenger RNA from Trematosphaeria pertusa, 585 nucleotides. RefSeq lists its product as uncharacterized. The record is from RefSeq and is a predicted model, not a curated record. The transcript is spliced from 2 exons. The coding region runs from base 1 to 585 and encodes 194 amino acids. NCBI's taxonomy places the organism in Eukaryota, Fungi, Ascomycota, Dothideomycetes, Pleosporales, Trematosphaeriaceae.